AUGGAUCGGCUGCAGGAGGCAGUUGAUAUGGUGAAAGCAACGAGGGAGAAGGAGCUGGCUGGAGAUAAGGGAGCCGAAGACGAGUAUGCCGAGUCUGAAGUGGACGACCUUCAGUUGGCGUGGGAGAAUCUCGAGCAGUGUCGUAAGUGCCUGCAGCUUUUUUCGGAGGAGGAGAUGCCGUGGGAUCUGGCCAGGCGGUGUCACAGUCGACUUGGUGACUUUUUGCAGCUGCAAGAGCGAUACCCUCAAGCCUGCGAGGAGUUUGAAAAGGCUCUGGAAAUUUGUGAGAAAUGCCACCCAGCUGCGUCGGAAGCGCGGAAGAAAGCCGCGAUAAUGUUGAGGUUGGGUGAAUGCCAACGACAUGCGGAUAAGGAGAAGGGAAAGAAGACUUUAUUAGAAGCUAAAGCGUUGCUGGAAAAUCGUGCACAGGGAGAUGACGAGGCUGAUGAUGUCCUCGCCGCUAUCAAUGAAGCAUUAGAGGAUAGUCGCGAGGGGGAGAGGAAUGAUCAAGUGAAGGUCAUCCAGCAGAUGAUGUCUCCCGCGCCGGCGACUUCUGGCGGAACGGCAUGCUCUCUGGAAGUUUCCACCUCCGCCAAGUUCGACAAAGCGACGCUUGGAUCUUCUUACAAGGUGAGGUAUCGUUCGCUCGCGAUAUAA
Messenger RNA from Perkinsus marinus ATCC 50983, 657 nucleotides. Its product is annotated as histone-binding protein n1/n2, putative. Gene Ontology annotation, molecular function: protein binding. The transcript has 6 exons. Bases 1 to 657 code for a protein of 218 amino acids. Lineage: Eukaryota; Perkinsozoa; Perkinsida; Perkinsidae. The record is from RefSeq and is a predicted model, not a curated record.